AUGGCUGCCGCUCAGAGAUUUGUACCUUCAUAUACCCAUGCAACACUGGCAUCUAUUGAAGAAAAGCUUGCACAGGCCCUGCAUCGCUUGUGGGAAACAUUUUGGGCUUCAAUAAGCCAACAAGUGCAAGGAUCUGCAGCAACCCUGGCUUCACGAUUACGCCAACCUCAUCGACUGAAGCCUGCCAUGAGUGGUACUCCAGUCACAUUGCAGAGACACUAG
This is a messenger RNA of Pelobates cultripes (western spadefoot toad), 222 nucleotides long. The record is from the annotation of a GenBank genome assembly. Lineage: Eukaryota; Metazoa; Chordata; Amphibia; Anura; Pelobatidae.